Helobdella robusta is the source of this 1317-nucleotide messenger RNA. RefSeq lists its product as hypothetical. The transcript has 8 exons. Gene Ontology annotation, molecular function: transmembrane transporter activity. Gene Ontology annotation, cellular component: membrane. NCBI's taxonomy places the organism in Eukaryota, Metazoa, Annelida, Clitellata, Rhynchobdellida, Glossiphoniidae. Gene Ontology annotation, biological process: transmembrane transport. The record is from RefSeq and is a predicted model, not a curated record. The annotation marks the transcript as partial.
UGGGAUUUAGUUUGCGACCUCGGCUACAUAGCGCAGACGACACAGACGCUACUCGUCGUCGGUGUCAUGCUUGGAGCGGUUCUCUUUACCGCACUAUCCGAUCGAUUCGGUAGGAAACCGAUCUUCCUACUCAGCCAGUGGUGCAUGGUGGUCGUCGGUAUUGGAACGGCCCUUAGUCCUAAUAUAUACUUUUUUUGCGCCAUGAGGUUUCUAACAGGAGCCUUGCAGCAGGGGAUCCUCUUGACCGGAUUUGUCCUCGCUUGUGAGCUGUUUGCAGCCAAGCACAGAACAUUUGCGGGAACCAUCAUCGAAAAUUUUUGGGCGGUGGCCUGGUGUGUCUUUCCACUCUUCGCUUUCCUCUUUAAGAACUGGCAGUACCUACAGAUAUUCAUCAGUCUCAGUGGAAUGUUUACUAUCCCUCUUUACUGGUUGCUACCGGAAUCAGUUCUAUGGCUAUCCGCGAACGGCAAAAUACAGGAAGCGGAAAGAGUAAUAAAGAACGCCGCCAAGAUGAACAAAAUCAUGAUGCCAGAUCCCAUCCUGGACUGUUCCGCCGAUGCAAAGGACGGCGAGGUUGGGAAGAAAAUUAGGAGUAGGAAGGAGAGAUUGAUGAAAAUCUUUAAAAAGGAAGAAAAAACUGAAGGUUGUGAUGAUGAUGAUGAUGAUGAUGAUGAUGUCUACUACGGUCUGUCGCUUAGUACCGCCCAACUUGCUGGCAACAGGUAUUUGAAUGGAUUCUUGAACGCCGUAGUGGAAAUACCGGCUUAUACCUCGUCAUAUUUUGUACUGAAAAGAUUCGGAAGAAGAUAUCCUUUGAUAGCUUAUCAUUUAAUAGCGGGUCUUGGCUUACUCGCCAAUGCUUACCUUGACCAUCCGCAAUACGAGAAAUGGCUGCCGGCAAUAAUCUUAUUCAACAUGCUUGGCAAAUUCGGAAUUACCGGCUCGUUCGGUAUCGUCUUUCUCUACGCUCCUGAAAUCUUUCCUACUACUCUGAGAAACCAAGCUCUUGGCAUAGCGUCAUUGUUCGGUAGAGUUGGAAAUAUGUUAGCCACCUUCAACUCGUACUUCCUGGAAACACACUCCGCACUUUCUGGGUCUUUGUUCGGAGUUCUAUCAAUAGCCGGCGGUUUACUAGUCCUAUUUUUACCAGAAACUCUAAACAGACCCCUGCCACAAACCAUUGAAGAUAUCGAGUCGUGGUACAAAAAACCUGAUCAGGAUCAACAACAGAUGGAACCUCUGGAAAAGAAGGGUGAGAAAAAUGAGGAUGGUGAUGCUGCUAAGAAGGUUCCGUCUUCUGAUGAAGUUUUGGGGUGA